Molecule: messenger RNA, 972 nt
Organism: Trametes versicolor FP-101664 SS1
Lineage: Eukaryota; Fungi; Basidiomycota; Agaricomycetes; Polyporales; Polyporaceae
Exons: 3
Coding region: 1-972 (323 amino acids)
Source: RefSeq, a predicted model, not a curated record
AUGCCUUCUGAUAUCCCACCACCAUGGGACAUCUACGCUCAAGAACUGUUUCACCAUCGCCAUGGCUAUCCCCUGUGGGCGCCCAACCCUGCUCGCGCUCAGUGGGAUGUUGAGAUCGCAGACGUAGGAUGGCUGAACGAGGGCACGUUCUUACAUCUCUUCCGGACCACGCUUCCUGAUGGAGCAGAACAUCAGCCGCACGAGCUGUUGCCGGAAGACUACGUGCCAUUCGUCCCGAGAGAGAGCACCCUUUUCCGAUCUCCCGAGAGUAUCACCCAGCCCGUGCUAUACAGUCGCACGAUCAAGAAUGUCUCGGUCUCAGGAGGGGGGUCGAUGAAUGCCGGUAACAUCGGAUUCCAGUGCGCAGAGGACCGCGGGGCGCUUCUACUACUUAGCCCCAACGGCUCGGCAACAUACAUGCCAUCUAGACGGAAAGUCACUCAAUACAUGCGCGAGUACUUGGACAAGUGGCUGCUGCUCGCGAACGACACACUGGACCUCCCACUGAACGAGCAGGAUAUCUACUUCGUCACCGGCGUAACGAAGACAAGCCGCUGGGGCGUCGCCGCAUUCUAUGGUAGCCAGCGGGGUGUGCAUGGCAGCGUCUCGUGCGACUUCGCUGCUCUCGGCUCCGCGAAUAUUGAAGUGAGCAUCUCCCGGUUGUCCGCCCCCGGUAUCUGGCACAAGACAGGCCCACCGCACGCGCGUAGGAGUGUUCCGGCUCUCGCUGUGCCGCAAGCCUCUCCUAACACUCCCGACAAACCGAACCAGUGCAUUUUCUUCCACUACUACAAGGCGAAGCGACGGAGAACCAAGUUUUUUCUUCGGCGCUUUGAGGCCCGGGCGGGUCCGCAUGAGCUGCCUCCACCGGACCCUGACGACUCGUAUGGCAGCUCAGAUGUUCUGGAAGAGGAUUCAGGGGGCGAUUCAGACUCUGAAACAGUGUCAGGUAUUUCGAAGGUGCGUGUAUAG